AGGAGAAGAAGAAGAAGAAGAGGAAGAAGAGGAAGAAGAAGAAGAAGACGAAGAAGGAAUCAGCUGUCAAAGAAAGUAUUUGGAGUGAAAGAAGGUGUCAACAAAGGGAUGAGCAGCUGUGACUGAACAUCAUGCCUGCUGUGUCCACUGGAGCCAAGGACUUGUACUUGUCCACUAACCUGGGAGAGCUCAACAAGAAGGCUGAAGUCAAGGCAGACAAGAUCAGCACAAGAAAUUAUGUUCAGAGCGCCUGCAAACUCUUCAAGGCAGCAGAGGAGUGUCGCCUGGAGAGAGACGAGGAGAAAGCUUACGUCUUCUACAUGAAGUACCUGACUGUGUACGACCUGCUGAAGAAGAGAGCAGACUUCAAGCAGCAGUCGGAAUACUACAUGACCAUGCUGGGCACCAACAACUUCAAGAAAGCCAUUGAAGAAGCAGAGAAGCUGGCCGAAAGCCUCAAACUCAGGUAUGAGGAAGUGGAAGUCAGGAAGAAGUUGGAAGAAAAGGAGCGACAGGAGGAGAAAAGGAGAAAGGAAGAAAUCAGCGAGAAAGAUGGCAGUGGAGGUUCUUCAAUGUGCUCCUCUGCAAACAAUAAGGUGAAAGCAGAAGAAGACGAGCUGAAGAAUGCAUCUUCAAAAGCAGUGCCUGCUGGGGCCAUCACCGCUGAGAAACUGUUCCACAUGAUGAAGGACCAGAUGAUUACUGUCAUUGUCAUGGACGCUCGCACACAUGCCGACUUUCAGGAGUCUCACAUUCAGGUUCCAUCACAGGCCUGCAUCAGUGUGCCUCAGGAAGCCAUCAGUCCAGGAAUCACUGUGAAUCAGAUUGAGGACAAGCUUCCAGAAGAUUCCAAAGAAGAAUGGAAGAGGCGUGGGUGUGUGGAUUAUGUAGUCCUGUUAGACUGGUUUAACUCUGUGAGGGAUCUUACACUGGGCACCACCUUGCAGAGCCUGAAAGAUGCUCUCUACAAGUGGGACAGUGUCACCAUCUUGCAAAGUCAACCGCUGGUGUUGGAAGGAGGUUAUGAAAACUGGCUUUUGUUCUACCCAAUGUACACCACCAACGCCAAAGUCCGCCCUCCCAGACUAAACUACGUCAGCACCCUGCCUCAGCUAAACUUCAGUUAUCCAUCCCUUGAGGAACCAAAGCCUCAAGCAGAAUCAGAACCUGUAGAACCCCGCACUCCCUUUCUAGAGAAUGGAGUUGAAAGCAGCCCAGCAGGAUCUCCAGGCAGACCUGCACACACGCUGGAUGCAAGUAAGAAAGGAACGUCCAGCCCGUCUAUUCCACAGUUUGACCGCAGCACAAAGCCCUCCAGCCGCGUGUUGGACCAGCCUAGAGCAGACAAGGAGUCCAGCAGCAUCAGGCCAGGCGUCCCUAACCGCUCAGUCAAACCAGCCUUCAACAUUUCUCCAUCUGAAGAAGACCAGAGUCACUCUGAGGCGCUGGCCUCCAUGGAGAAAGCUCGGCAGGAACAGGAGCUGAAAGACAGGCUGGGAAAGGAAGAAGAGCCUGAGAAGAAACCAAAGGAGGAGGAGGAGGAGGAAGAGAACCCCCAUCAAGAGAAAAAGAGGCUGGAGAGACAGAAAGCCGAGGAAGAGGAGGACAAAGACAAGCAGGAGAAAAACAACAAGGACUCUGACACCCCCACAAAGAUUAUGUCUCUGGACUCACCUGCUCCCAACCUUGUGGUCAGUGAAGUCAAGAGAGAGCCACUGACGAGGGCAAGAAGUGAAGAAAUGGGAAGAAGCGUGCCAGGCCUGCCAGAUGGUUGGAUGAAGUUCCUUGACACCGUUACCGGAACCUUCCGAUACUACCAUUCUCCAACCAACCGCGUCCACAUGUACCCGCCUGAGGUCACUCUUCCCACGCCACCGGCCGUGGAGCAGAGACCUCCGCGAGCACCUUCCAGUGUGGAGAAGGAGCAGGAGCGGGAACAGUCCAAGUUAAAGCGGUCCUACUCUUCUCCAGACAUCAGCCAGGACCUGAGAGAGGAGGUCCAGAAGAAGACUCCUGCUGCCACCAUACCCACAAUCAACAGAGAAACCAAACCGCCAAGUGCUAAAGUUUAUUCUAAAGUGGAGCUGGCACGUCCAUCAGCUUCCAAAAUCCGCAGCUUGAAUCCAACAUUUGGAGGCCUGGGUUCUAGUUUGACUGGCCUUCGCAACCUUGGCAACACCUGUUACAUGAACUCCAUCUUGCAGUGUUUAUGUAACACUCCAGCCAUGGCGGAGUACUUCAACAACAAUUAUUACCUGCAAGACAUCAACAGGUUUAACAUUCUUGGCCAUAAAGGGGAAGUGGCGGAGGAGUUUGGUGUCAUCAUGAAGGCGCUGUGGGCUGGUCUGUACAAGUGCAUCAGUCCUCGGGACUUUAAGACCACCAUAGGCAAGAUCAAUGACCAGUUUGCUGGCUACGAACAGCAGGACUCUCAGGAGCUCCUUCUCUUUCUCAUGGAUGGUCUCCACGAGGACCUCAACAAGACGGACAACAGGAAGCGGUACAAGGAGGAGGAGAACGACCACCUGGACGAUGAGAAGGCAGCAGACCUGGCCUGGAACAAACACAAGCUGCUGAACGAGUCCAUCAUUGUUGCUCUCUUCCAGGGCCAGUUCAAGUCCACGGUACAGUGUCAGACCUGCCAGCGCAAGUCUCGCACCUUUGAGACCUUCAUGUACCUUUCCUUGUCUCUGGCCUCCAGCAGCAAGUGCUCCCUGCAGGAUUGUCUGAAGAUGUUCUCCAAGGAGGAGCGGCUGACCGAUAACAACAAAGUCUUCUGUCGACACUGCAAAGCUCAUAGAGAUUCCACCAAGAAACUGGAGAUCUGGAAGGUUCCUCCAAUUCUCUUGGUGCACCUGAAGCGAUUCUCCUACGAAGGUCGAUGGAAGCAGAAGCUGCAGACCUCUGUGGAUUUUCCUUUGGACUAUCUGGACCUUUCACACUACGUCAUUGGACCCAAACACAACCUGAAGAAAUAUAACCUCUUUGGCGUGUCUAACCACUACGGAGGUCUGGAUGGCGGCCAUUACACCGCCUACUGUAAGAACGCCUUCAAGCAGCGCUGGUACAAGUUUGAUGAUCACGAGGUUUCGGAAUUCUCCACCUCCUCCGUCAAAUCUUCUGCUGCCUACAUUCUCUUCUAUUCCGCCCUCUGAGCCUGCUGGAGCUGCAGAAGAACAUCUCACAGCAACCCAGAAGGUUGUCUGCUUCCUUCUAGAAGGCCACAGUUGAGGAUGGAGGUGUUUGUGGAGCAGCUGCUGGCUGAAAAGAAGCGAGAAGGUUGUCCGCCACUAGAGGGCACUGUAGUUGUGAACACUGCUUCCAAGGUCACAUGGACCACUGCAGAAGAACAUCUACAUAACAUGGACUUCAUGCUGAUGUUGCACUUUAUUUGUCAGCUCUCCUGCUAGUUGUCAUGAUGGUUAGAGAAGACACACUACUAGCUGCUCAUUAGCAUAAUACAUGUACAUUUGCAUAAUAUGCAAUCAUAUUACAUCAUUGAUUAUCCACGCUAAUUGCCAAAUGUCUUCUAAUCCACUCAUUGAUUUCUGAUUGAUUGAGUUGCUACUUGCUAGCAUGAGACUCAAAACAUCUUGUAAAUGUUUGACAAUAACAAAUAUAUUCACCUCAGACACAAGUUUAUGGGCUUUUUCUUCUAGA
Messenger RNA from Nerophis lumbriciformis (worm pipefish), 3660 nucleotides. RefSeq names its product ubiquitin specific peptidase 8 (gene usp8). The record is from RefSeq and is a predicted model, not a curated record. NCBI's taxonomy places the organism in Eukaryota, Metazoa, Chordata, Actinopteri, Syngnathiformes, Syngnathidae. Gene Ontology annotation, molecular function: cysteine-type deubiquitinase activity. Gene Ontology annotation, biological process: protein deubiquitination.